AUGUCUUACGCUUCAAGAUAUUUUCCGAACGAGCCAACCGCUCCAAAGGUUGUCACUGAGUCAAUUCCAGGUCCAAAGGGUAAAUCUGCCAUUGCUUCUUUAGGUGAAGUCUUUGAUAAUAGGUGUGCUUAUUUUGUUGCUGAUUAUGAGAAAUCCGUUGGAAAUUACAUUGUAGAUGUUGAUGGAAAUGUCCUUCUUGAUGCAUAUGCACAAAUUGCUUCUAUUCCACUAGGUUACAACAAUCCAAAGUUAAUUGAGGUUGCAAAGUCUGACAAGAUGACUAGAGCGAUCGUUAACAGACCCGCUUUAGGUAACUUCCCCGGUGCAGAUUUUGAGCAAAUGCAAAGGGAUUUAUUGAAACACGCACCAAAGGGCCAAACUCACGUUUGGAAUGGUUUAUCUGGUGCAGAUGCUAACGAGUUAGCUUUCAAGGCUGUUUUCUUCAACUACCAAUCCAAAAAAAGGGGUUUUGAUAAACCAUUUACUAAAGAGGAGGAAGUAUCCUGUAUGGAAAACAUGGCUCCAGGUAACCCUGAAAUUGCUAUUUUGUCUUUUAAGAAGGCUUUCCAUGGUAGAUUAUUUGCCUCCGGUUCUGUAACUAGAUCAAAGCCUGUUCACAAAAUGGAUAUGCCAUCAUUUGCUUGGCCAACAGCAGAAUUCCCAGCUUAUAAGUAUCCAUUAGAAGAAAACGAGGAAGCAAACAUGGCAGAAGAUGCAAGAUGUUUAGCAAUUGUUGAAGAUAGAUUGCAGAACUGGAAAUGCCCAAUUGCUGGAGUCAUUGUUGAGCCAGUCCAAUCUGAAGGUGGUGACAAUCACGCUUCAGCCGCAUUCUUCCAAGGCUUGAGAGAUUUAACCCUUAAGUAUGGUGCUAAGCUAAUCAUCGAUGAGGUUCAAGCUGGUUGUGGUGCCACUGGUAUUAUGUGGGACCACGAGAGAUAUAACAUCACUCCUCCACCAGAUCUUGUCACAUUUUCUAAGAAGAUGCAAUCCGCUGGUUACUGGUUCCAUGACCCAGAGUUGAUCCCAAAUCAACCAUACAGACAAUUCAACACAUGGUGUGGUGAUCCAAAGGGUGUAAUUUUAGCUGCGGCUAUUUGUGAUGAAGUUGUUGAUAACAACUUGUUGGAGCCAUUGAGGGAGACUGGUGAUUAUUUUUACUCAAAGCUGGAAUCUAUCCAGAAACAAUACCCAAAACUAAUCUCCAAUCUAAGAGGUAAAGGAAAAGCAUGCUUCCUUGCAUUUGAUAUGCCUUCUGGUUCCCUGAGAGCAGAUUUCUUGGGUAAGAUGAAGCUUGCAGGUGUUAAUGUCGGAGGUUGUGCUGAUGUUGGUGUUAGAUUAAGACCAGGAUUAACAUUUGAGAAGAAACACGUUGACAUUUUCAUCGCAGCUAUGGAAAAAGUCUUACCAACUCUGUAA
Pichia kudriavzevii is the source of this 1416-nucleotide messenger RNA. RefSeq lists its product as uncharacterized. The transcript has a single exon. The record is from RefSeq and is a predicted model, not a curated record. Gene Ontology annotation, biological process: GABA catabolic process. Lineage: Eukaryota; Fungi; Ascomycota; Pichiomycetes; Pichiales; Pichiaceae. Bases 1 to 1416 code for a protein of 471 amino acids. Gene Ontology annotation, cellular component: mitochondrion. Gene Ontology annotation, molecular function: pyridoxal phosphate binding.